Molecule: messenger RNA, 3690 nt
Organism: Aspergillus wentii DTO 134E9
Lineage: Eukaryota; Fungi; Ascomycota; Eurotiomycetes; Eurotiales; Aspergillaceae
Product: DEAD/DEAH box helicase
Exons: 3
Coding region: 1-3690 (1229 amino acids)
Molecular function (GO): ATP binding; ATP-dependent chromatin remodeler activity
Source: RefSeq, a predicted model, not a curated record
AUGGCUUUUAAUCCUGGAAAAGGGGUUGAAGAGCAAGAGAAAAAUGGAUUCUCCCUUUGCCAGGGCAUACAGAAUUCUGAUUCUCCUACGUUUGAAAAUGCGAAACAAGAUGGUAUAGCUCCGGCGCACCAGUCUUCGACUGAUACUACGCCUGGCGAGACGACGUCAACCCCCGCAUCUUCGUUAUCGGUCCCCACCAGUGAGACACAGUCUCCGCCGAAAGAAGUCAAGACAGAACGUGAUGAAAUGCUCGACAACUUGAGUACUUACAUAGGAAUUGGGGCACUUAAAAAACGCAAUGGGAUGCACGAUGAAGAAGAGAUAGGAUCGGUGUUGAACACGGACGACUUUCCAGAGGCGGAGAUCACCAGCUUGGAAAAGCACAAUUGGAUCCGGACUAGUGUCGUCGUGUGCGAGAAUGACCCUCGAUGGUGUUUUGUUCGUGUCUAUGUCUUGCCGGAUGAUGUGGGUCAGAAGCACGUUGCUCGUUCGAGUAAGGCAUUAAGACGUGCGCUCAAGGUCAUUAUGAUGAAGGUAGAUCGGUCAGUCGAUGCAUGGGAGGGGAGAUAUGAUGCGGAUGAGACCAUGGCCGAUGAAGAACCAGAUGCCGGAGAGGAUGAAUCGCUUUGGUACAUUUUCAAUACCUUACAGGACCCCAAGCCUCAAGUGGAAACCAUGAGGGAUCUAUACGCGAGAAGAUCCAUGGAAGAGUUACUUACAGUAACUGCCAACGGGCACCUGGAAACGGGACAAGACUUUUCUGGUGUUGAGGGACUUAAGACGCCGUUGUAUCCAUACCAGCGUCGCUCAGCAGCUGCCAUGGUUCAGCGAGAAGCGCAGCCGGCACAGGCGCUGGAUCCCCGGCUGCAGGUAUGCAAAACCCCAGUCGGCGAUGAAUACUUUUACGAUAAGGAGGAGGGAAGUAUUUUGUGUGAAAAGAGAAUGUACUCGGAGGCUUGUGGAGGUAUCCUGGCGGAGACCAUGGGCUGCGGCAAGACACUCAUUUGCCUGGCAGUGAUACUGUCAACCCGAGGUCAUGUCCCUCAGAUUCCAUUGCAGUAUCAGGAGAUGGGGAACCCGGUCCGCGAUAAAACAGCAAGUUUGGUUGAAAUGGCAGCUGCCGCCGCAGGCCGAUUUUCUCUUCCAUGGAAAAACCAUUUCGAUUCUUUAAGUCGUGCUGGCGAGUCUUAUUUUCGAUGUAUCCAGGCCUGUGAGAGUAAUCGUGGUGCGUAUAUUAUACCAACCCACACAGCCAGACACGGAGGUCGAUCUGGAGUGGCAUUCCCUAGACCACCAGCACAGCAUCUUCGUCUCUGUUCAGGAACGUUGAUAAUCGUACCACCGAACUUGGUUGAUCACUGGGAACACCAGAUUGCCAAUCACACAGAAGGGUUGAAAGUGUUUGUUCUCCGAAACAACUCGGCCGUGACGCCCUCGGCAGAUGAUCUUUUGCAGUAUGACAUUGUUUUGUUCUCGAGAAUCCGUUUCGAGAAAGAAUCCGGCGAGGUUGUCAACAAUCGACGAGCCUCAGUCAGAAAAGAGGAUUCCCCGUUGACACGUCUUCAUUGGCUACGGAUCAUCGUCGACGAAGGCCACAAUGUCGCAGGCCACCAGACGAACAUGACACACCUCCUGAGCCAGCUGCAUGUUGAGCGUCGGUGGAUUGUAUCCGGAACACCAUCUAGCGGACUGUAUGGCGUCGAAGUCAGCCUAGCUUCUCAGGAAACCAGUGAUGCAGACCGGUCCGAGGCAACCACGGCAGCACUUCGUGGCCGGAAGAAGACGGGAAACGCCAUCGACAAUGAAAACAAAGAUCUCGAUAACCUGCGACGGAUUGUCGUAAAGUUCUUGGAUUUAAAGCCAUGGUCGAAUUCAAAGGGCAACGACCCCGCGGAUUGGACCAAGUAUAUCAAGCCAGUUGGAAAAGAUGGCAAGCGACGAAAAGCCCCAUAUCUCCGAGCCACCCUCCAGAGUCUUGUUGUGCGACAUUGUUUGGACGUCAUUCAUCACGAAACGCCUUUGCCUCAGUUACAUAACAAAGUUGUGUACCUCGAACCCACUUACUAUGAUAAACUAUCGUUGAAUCUAUUCAUAUUCAUUCUAGAAGUCAACGCCAUCGCUUCAGAACGAAAGGACCAAGACUACAUGUUUCACCCACGGAAUAGAAAGCAUCUCAGCCUUACGAUUAAUAACCUACGACAGGCAGGAUUCUGGUGGAAUGGAUUCGAACAAGCAGAUAUUUCAGGCACGAUUGACAAUGCCACCGAGUACCUCGACAAGAACAGAGAUCGAAUGUCAGAAGCUGACAUUGCCACAUUGACCGAGGGUAUUCGGAUUGCUCAAAAAGCACUGAGCUGCGGGAGCUGGAAUGCCUUUAAGCAAUUACAUGAACUAGGGGUGUUCGUCCAGGGUUUCCCGUCUCAUGCGCAAGGCCUAUGGGCGCUGGCGCAUGAUUCGCAUAGCGAACCUUUACUCAUGGGUGUAUCUCUUGCUCGUCGGGCCCAGAAAUUCGUCGCGUCAAAUUUGAACACGUACGACCCGGCUGAAGGUCUUGCGGGGGCAGGAAUCAAAGCACGUCGUGAAUUGUCAGAACGAGAAGGACAGAAUGGUGAUCCCGGGAAGAAAAACAUGCCAGAGAGAAUCGUCAACACAAAGUCUCCCAAGAAGACUUUCUCCAAGGGUCUCUUCAAGACCUUGCCGUCCGAGUCACCACUUGCAGCCACCAAGUUGGUUGGAACUGCAUCGGCUAAGCUGACCUAUCUUCUAGAUCGGGUCCAGGAGCUUCAUUCGACAGAAAAGAUAAUCAUUUUCUAUGACAAUAACAACGCGGCCUUUUGGAUUGCCGAAGGGCUGGAGCUACUUGGCGUUGAUUUUCGUAUCUAUGCAAACACUCUGAAACCCGCCCUACGGACCGCGUAUCUCGCUUUAUUCCGCGAAUCCGAAGCGGUCCACGUACUUCUGAUGGAUCUACGGCAAGCAUCUCACGGGUUGCACAUUGCCAAUGCAUCCCGUGUGUUCAUCGUAAACCCGAUCUGGCAACCGACUGUGGAAAGCCAAGCGAUCAAACGAGCCCAUCGGAUCGGGCAAACCAGGCCUGUGUUUGUCGAGACCCUAGUGUUGAAAGAUACACUGGAAGACAAGAUCCUCAAACGAAGAAAAGAAAUGUCCGAUGCAGAGAUCCAGCAGGCAGAAAAGGACCUACUCGAUGACAAUACAAUGAGCACCAUUAUCCAAAACGAAAACUUCAUCCCCAUGCCGGAGGACGAAGCAUCCACUCGUCUGGCACGUUUAAGGAACCCCCCUGGCUUCUUCGAUCGUCACAAACUUCCUAUCCCCGAUGGAACAGACCUGGAUGAUGCCAAAGACAAAUCCCCAAGCAAACCGACCAAGACAACAACGCCCCGGAAACGGAAGCGUGUGAUCAUGCCCGAUGCCACCCCCGACGAGAAGCCGGACAUCGUCACCCCCCACCGACAGAGAUCAACAUCGGCAGGGCUAGAAUAUCGCAACGAGAAUGGUAUCCUGAUGACGCCUCCUUCACGGGGAUCUUCGCGAUCGCCUAUGCCGCAAAGGCUCUUCUCGCCGGGACGGAUCAGCCCGAGUGCCAACCGGGGCAACCGUCAGGGCUCUGUUGGUGCUGUAAAGACCGAGAAGCGCGUGUCUAUCUUUGGAGGCGAGGAGAAUUCGUGA